Molecule: messenger RNA, 1301 nt
Organism: Sorghum bicolor (sorghum)
Lineage: Eukaryota; Viridiplantae; Streptophyta; Magnoliopsida; Poales; Poaceae
Product: mitochondrial import inner membrane translocase subunit TIM22-4
Exons: 4
Coding region: 263-775 (170 amino acids)
Biological process (GO): protein insertion into mitochondrial inner membrane
Cellular component (GO): TIM22 mitochondrial import inner membrane insertion complex
Molecular function (GO): transmembrane protein transporter activity
Source: RefSeq, a predicted model, not a curated record
UCAUCACGUGUGGCUCACGUGAGGGUCCGGAAUACCCUCCUCUGCUUCCCUCUGAUUCCCUGCGCGGCGCCGACCCUCUCUCUUCUUGGAGGAGGGUGUAAGAAAACCAAGCCGCCGCCGGGGAUACACACCACCCAGCUCCUCCCCAGUCUCCACCCAACCCGCCUCUCGAGCUUUCAGAACCGUCCUCUCGCCAGCUGCGGUGCGGCUUCUGCUGUCUCUGUCGCCUAGAGGAGAGUGUAAGGAGAGUAGAUAGCGAGGGAUGGCUUCCCCUGAUCCAUCGGCGGCAGGCGCCGGCGCCGGGGGCGAGUCGACGAGCCAGGCGGCGGCCGUGGAGCCGAUCCGGAUGCCCACGGUGGAGGAGAUCAAGGGGCAGGACAUCUGGAACAACUGCGCCGUCCGCAGCGUCGUCAGUGGCGUCAUGGGAGGCGGUCUUGGUGUACUUAUGGGACUAUUCUUUGGAGCUUUGGACAACCCAAUAAUGGCAGAGGAGAUGACAGCAAGGCAGCAAAUAGUAUACACAGCAAAGCAGAUGGGUAGGAGAAGUAUAAGUAAUGCCAAAACCUUUGCAGUCAUGGGUCUGAUUUUCUCAGCAGCUGAAUGUACCAUAGAGAAGGUUCGGGCAAAGCAUGACACUACCAAUACAGCAGUAGCUGGCUGUGUCACUGGAGGAGCUUUAGCUGUAAAAGGUGGCCCAAAAGCUACAUGCAUUGGAUGUGCAGGGUUUGCUGCGUUCUCAGUGGCAAUUGAGAAGUUCUUUGACCGGCAUACUUGAAAUGGGUGUUGUCAAUUUGAAGCCUUUUAGCUGAGUAUGAGUAGCGUUGGCAGAAGAACCUGGUAUUUUGCAACAUCCAGUCAUCUACAUAUCAUGAAAGAUCAUGUAACUUUUUUUUUACUAUUCCCAAUUCCUUGGCUGGCUUCAUAGUUAUAACUGGACUACUGGAGCGCAUAAGAGAUCCACCCUGAUCAAUAUGAUGCACGAUGACAUUGACUGAGUUGUUUACUUGUUCUCAAAUGUUUCUUUAUGUUACUCUCGACAUCUGCAGCCAACGGGUGUAUAUUGUUGCAACCUGUUGGCGUUACUGACUGGAGUCUGAAGUCACUGAACGUUUGUUGCUCUUUCCUUCGCUGCUCCAUCACUGCUGAUGCAAUCAAGUGAUCCACGCAGAACUCCUUUUUUUCAGCCUUCUGCAUUUUAUUCUCGACAUCUGCAGCGCUGUAUAAGAUUUCUCAUGUAGUGCUAUAUUGCCAUAUAAGAUAUCUUUACAUGUAUAAAGGAGAAAGAGAGAAGUGAUUAAUAA